UCAAGGCUAAUCGCCAAGUUGUCCUCCUAUUCCUAGCUCAUCGCGAAACGGAAUCCCAAAACCACUCUUUUUCUCUCUUAGACUUCGCCCAACUGGCUGCGAUCACCAUGUACCUCCUCAAGGCAGCAAAGCUGCUGCUCUCAGCUAGCUUAUUCAGUGCAGCCGCCGCCCACCACAUCCAGCUCCCUGCCCAUGGACGGGAAUGCUUCCACGAGAAUCUGCAUCGCGAUGACACCAUGACAGUGACGUUCCAGGUCGGCGACCGCGAGUUUGGUAGUGCAGGAAACCUGGAUGUCGAUUUCUGGAUCACCAACCCAAUGGGUCAAUACGAGGUCUUCGAGAAGUCGAUAUCGAACGGCGACUACUCCUUUGAGGCCAAGCACGACGGCAAAUACGUCUACUGCUUCGGCAACGAGCACUGGGGCGCGUCGAGCAAGGAGGUCUCCUUCAACGUUCACGGCAUCGUCUAUGUCUCCGAGUCGGAUGCGCCACAGGACCCCCUCGAGGUCGAGGUCCGCAAGCUGUCCGAGCUGCUCAGCCAGGUCAAGGACGAGCAGUCCUACAUUGUGAUUCGCGAGAGGACCCACCGGAACACGGCUGAGAGCACAAACGGCCGGGUCAAGUGGUGGAACUUGUUUGUUAUGGGCGUCGUUUUUGGCGAGUCUGUCUUCCAAGUCUGGUGGCUCAGGAGAUUCUUCGAGGUGAAGCGAGUGGUCUAGUCCUGCUGCCACUGAUUUUCAAUACCCGUCUUGUUCAAGGCAUAAUUUUAAACAUGGCGCUGGAGGGUGGAAUGCAAAAAUGGUCCGGUUGCUUGGUCGCUUGAAGCCUGUUAAUCCUUCCUGUACUCUAUCGGCAAUGGCAGCGGUCGGUGUUGCCGCCAUUCAUCCUCUAAGGGGCUAGCUAGUAACUCACAACAAGCUAGGGGGAUGGCCGAGUCGAGUCCAGUCAUGCCGGAGACCAAUGAUUUCAGAAUCCAACGUGUCUUUAUGUAAUCGAUGGCCCAAAGUCCAUCAUCCGUAUCUGCCAAUGUGUUCUAUAAACGCGGUCAUGCUAAAAACGCAAUGUUCUAAAUGGCUGCCUGCAUUGUCAUAA
Messenger RNA from Phialemonium atrogriseum, 1092 nucleotides. RefSeq names its product emp24/gp25L/p24 family/GOLD-domain-containing protein. The record is from RefSeq and is a predicted model, not a curated record. The transcript has 3 exons. Bases 108 to 719 code for a protein of 203 amino acids. Lineage: Eukaryota; Fungi; Ascomycota; Sordariomycetes; Cephalothecales; Cephalothecaceae. Gene Ontology annotation, biological process: intracellular protein transport; Golgi organization; protein retention in ER lumen. Gene Ontology annotation, cellular component: endoplasmic reticulum; endoplasmic reticulum-Golgi intermediate compartment; COPII-coated ER to Golgi transport vesicle.